AUGGCACUGAACCUUGAGAUUGUUCCUCUGAAUGCCUCUAUUAGCAUGUAUGGCCCGGCCGACCAGGCAUCCUCCUACUCUCUCUCGGGCCACGUCGCCGUAUCCCUCCGUCCAACCGUCGGUAUCUUCGGCAAGCGGCCCGCGCCCGCGCGCAUGCUGUUGAAGUCGCUCGCGUUGACGUUCGAAGGCCAGUCGGAGCUGUAUACGUCGACAACUGGCUACUCUGCUGUGCGCCUGUGCACGAUCAACAAGAGCCUCGUCACGCCUUCGUGCCCCAUCGAGCUCUGCGCAGACGACUUCGAAGAUGGCGCAACUUGGAACAUCACCUUUGACCUACGUCUACCUGGGUGGCUACCUCCGAGCGACAUCUUCGGUGAUAUCUCAACUGCGACACCUGGGACCUCCUACGCGUUGCACUGCACGGCCACCGCGAUUCCGCUUGAAGACAGGUCUGCCACUACAAGCUGGAUGUCGCUGUGCACGCCCAGCUUCCUGCGCACCCGCGUCGUUGAAGCUGCGCCGUGUCCCGUCAUCAUCAACCGCUACAGUACAGCAUCCCCCACCAGCGCUAUGAUGACCAACUAUAUCGUCAAGGCAAAUCUGCCUGAGGGCCCCAUCGGUGUCCCGCGCGAGGUUCUCGACAAGCUCGAAAUCGUCAUCUCAGCACCGGAGUAUGUGACAAUGGACCAAGAAGAGUUCCCCUUCUUCGUGCGGAUGCGCGCUCCGGGCCUCAGCGACGAAGAUGCAGCGCGCCUACGCUUCGAUAGUGUCAUGAUUACCAAGCUCGAGCAAAUCGAGAAGUACAGGACUGAUCUCGGUUCUUGGGGAGAGCGCUAUCCUCUACCUCCAAUGUCCAGGCAGCCACCCAACGUCGAACUCCGCCAGCCGCAUCCGAUGCACACUAUGUUCGACGUAGGACUCUGUUCCGCGCGCCAGAACUUCACGCUCUGCGACACCUUCUCCCUGCUGCCCGAAGCAAAGAUCGUCCGCUAUAAGCUUGAGCGCUCCGCCCUCGACAUUCCCCAUGGCGAUAUCCCGCCCCGCACAGGUGACGCUUCUGGCGAUGCCGUCGCUUGGUACGCCGUACAGACCUCCAUCCCACUCGAGCGCGCUUCUUCAGAGCCGCUCCCUUGGGUUGGUGCCCGUACUCUUCGCCCGGAUACGGCUGGGCCGUGGCUCUCUGUCCGCCACCAGAUGACAAUCAACAUCUGCGUUGCCUGGACGGAGGAAGACGGUGCCGAUGCGUGCGUUGAGCGCCUCGCGUUCACUCUCCCGCUGGAGAUCAUUCGCACGCGCCCGUCCGUUGUCGCGCCCACUGAGCCAGUCCGUGAUAUUGCGCCCCAGACUUCGUCUAUCUCCAUGCCUCCGUUGCUGGCAUACGACCUUCCCGUGUACAACCAGCUCUACCACUCGAAUGGCGAUAGGAAGAUCGAUCAUUCUGAGCAGCUGCCUUUGUACAGCGCAUUCGACCCACAGCAGAGUCAUGCCGAGGAUGGUGCCGCGCCUAUGCGCAAGCCGUCCAUGGUCGAGGGUUUGGGCAUUCCGCCCACAACCACCGCAUCGGCUUGA
Molecule: messenger RNA, 1569 nt
Organism: Peniophora sp. CBMAI 1063
Lineage: Eukaryota; Fungi; Basidiomycota; Agaricomycetes; Russulales; Peniophoraceae
Source: the annotation of a GenBank genome assembly